AUCCACUUCUUCCGUCGGUCAUUUUGGGUAAAAGUUGGCUUUAAUGAAUAAUGUUGCUAUGACAGCACUUCAUGCAAAUGAUAGCCAACCGGGGAUGUCAAAUGAGGAACCGAAAUGAGAAGCAAAUCGUCUGGGGAACAAAAUCACGUAAGACUGGAAGAACGAUCGGGGUGUAAAAUGCAUCUGACAUUUAGUACAAGAGGCACUUGUUCCCUUUUGUCUUCAACUGGAUUUGAACUCGAACGGUGAGCUCGAAGGCUAGGUCGCUGGAUUUGUAAGUGUCAACGCAUAGACCAAUACGAAGAUGGAGGAAUGGACACGGAGCAUUGGCACUCUGAGUGACCACGUCCUGGCCAGCCUGUCCAAGAUGUUGGACAACUCCACCUGCGGAUGGAGGCAGCUGGCUGAUGCGAUGUCUGAGCACCCGAAAUUCCGCUGCAGUGAAAGGGAGCUAACCAGCUGCUCAGUCCAGGUGCUGAGGGCAGUAGGCAGCCCAGGACGCACCCUCCUUGCUCGGUUAGCUGAUCGCUCCUGCUCCCUGGACUUUCUGCUCCACUGCCUAAAGAAGAUUGACCACCGGGAAGCAGUGCAGUACCUCACCACCACAGUCGCAGAGAUGAUUUGGAUCACAACGCAGCCACAGUCUCAGCAGGUGGCAGUGGGGGAGAGGGUCAUAUUGACCUGCAGAGCCACUGGCCCCCCUGCACUCAGCUACCAGUGGUUCAGAGGCAAAGAAGAGAUUUUGGAUGAGACAGGGAGUACACCAGAACUGCUUCUGUGUCCUUUGUCUUCGGUGCACCAGGGCCACUACAUCUGUAGGGUCAGCCAUGGAGAAAACUACAUCUUCUCCCAGUGGGCUCGCGUUCAUGUAGUCCACUCUCCAAGUUCUAGUCCAGGCCCCAGUUCUGCCACUGAAGUUGAUCAUGGCCUAGGUCACAGGUCAACCCACACAUUAGGAUUAGGUUUGCAAGAAGAGAAGGUCAGUCAGUCACCGCCAGCCAGGUUUUUCUUCGCAACAGACAAAGUUGCUCUUUUGAUUGGCAACAUGAGCUACGCCUACCACACUCAGCUUUGUGCUCCCAUUGCUGAUGUCCACGAGUUGACCAACCUUCUCAGACAAAUGGACUUCAAGGUGGUUUCCCUGCUCGACCUCAAUUGGCAGGAAAUGCACAGCGCUGUUACUGAGUUCCUAAUGCUGCUCGACAAGGGAGUUUAUGGCUUACUAUACUUUGCUGGUCAUGGUUAUGAGAACUAUGGCAACAGUUUCAUGGUUCCUAUCGAUGCACCAGCCUCCUACACAUCAGAGCACUGUUUGUGUGUACAGAAUAUACUUACCAGGAUGCAGGAGAAAGAGACUGGACUCAACGUGUUCCUGCUUGACAUGUGUCGCAAAAGAAACCCAAAUGAUGAUGUCAUUGUACAAACAGGACUGCUGAAGGUGACAGCAAAUAUAGUGUUUGGCUAUGCCACAUGUGCUGAUGCAGAAGCAUAUGAGGUGAAAAAGGAAGACGUGUCAAACGGCAUCUUCAUAAGCUUCCUCAAAAGGCGAGUGUGUGAAGAUGAGAAGGUCACCCAAAUGCUAGACAAAGUGGCUGAAGAUAUGGGUCGUUGUGAAAUCACGCAAGGGAGGCAAGCUCUGGAGCUACGCAGUAAUCUGUCUGAACGACGUUCCCUCACCGACCAAGUACAGACCACCAAGUGUUCUGCAUCCUAUUCAGCUCGCAACCUGCAGUGGGCCAUUGCUCAUGUCCUACCUAAGAGCCAAUGCCUGCAGUUUGACUGCGGGGUGACAGUUCAGCUUGGCUUUGCUGCAGAGUUCUCCAAUGUCAUGGUCAUCUACACUCGGAUACUUUACAAGCCCAAAGAAAUAGUUUCCUGCUCGGCUCAGCUUACUGACUUCCCUGAGGAUGUGGACAUUGAUCUGAAGAAGAGUAACCAGGAGACUCUGCUUGAAGCAGGCAGUUUAUUAUUGAUUGAGGAAAGUCUGCCUUCAACAAAGGUCCCCAGUCUUUACACACGUAUCAGCAGCCUCCAGAGACUGAGGAGGGAGCUCACAUUCACCGUCUGUCUUCAUUACACCUAUUCCAACAUGGAUGAUGAAGUAGAAGAAAGGCAACCAGUAACAGUUGGAAAACCACUGGUCUCUAAACUCAACUUCUAUGAACCACGAACUCCUCAAGACUUCUCCUUCAGCCUCAACUCCUUCAAUGUGCCCGAGUGUUCCUCCAAUGCCGAGAGCUUCACUCCUGUUGGUUCAGCCUCUAAUAAAUGGUCAUGUUAUUCACAGACUGGCAGAGAUUCUUCCACCGCUGACUCUUGGACUUCAUCUAAGACUGCCAAUAUACCGGAGGAGAAUGACAGUCCUGAAUUAUUUGAUAGCCCUCAACCUCUUGUUGCCAGCAAGAGCUUGCCCCACAGCCAAGUAAAUGACACAAACUACAAAUUUAGUGACGUGUACAAUUUUCAGACUCAGUAGGCAUUAUGAAACCUGAUUCACAUAAAUCAUGAGUAGGCGUAAACAUAAAAUGCCAAACGUUGGUGAAAAAGCCUGUGAAUUUUCCAUUUCAGUAACACUGACCUAGCCAUAACCUUUGUCUUAAAUAUGCAUAGUUUUUGUAAUGUUUUGUAAGCAUUUUUAUAAUACACAACUACAUUAUGCCUUACAAAAGUAAUUACACUCUGGAUCAAGUCUGACGUGUUCUAAAAGGGAAGAAAAUAUAGAAGAUCUUUGAAUAUGAACUGAUUUUUGUAAUUUUUAUGACAUCUCACGCACAUUCACAUGAAGGUAAAAAGUACUUCAUCCUCAUUACUGAGUGUACACGUCUUGUUUUUCCUGCUAAAUUUGUCACAAAUUUCAUACAAACUGAGCCUAAAUGACGGCAGUUUUUCCCUGUGCCUCUCUGCACUAUAACGCUAGUAGGGAUGGGCGAUACCAGCAUUUCUCCUUUCUAUACGAUAUCAUUAGCUUAUGGUACUUUUUGCACUUUAAAGGAAAAUUACUUCCAUUAAUAACAUUCUAGAAACAAAACUGUUUGUCAGUAUUUUCCGAUACAGUGCAAGCAUGUGAGCCUUUACAUUUGUCAACUAAAUGGUGGUGAACAUGGCUUCGUCCAAGAUUCACAUAGCUCAGUUGCAGUUUGGGGUAGUUUAAUAAAAUAAUGGUUCGUUCAAUUUUUAAAUCACUUAUAACACAUUCACUGUCACCGGAUAUUCUUUGCCUUUCAUGAAACUCUCCUGCAAUGUCUUCUGACGGACAACAAAUGGUGCAGGGAACUUUUGAGGCUUGCUGGUGGUCUUCAUGGCGAUGUUCAGCCUCUUUAAAAGUGUCAGGGUGUGUUGUCUUCAAAUGCUUUAUAAGUCAACCUGCGGAUGAUACAACUUUAUUUCUUAAAAAUGCAACUCAGAUAACAAAAGCUCUCAACGUCAUUUCUUCAUUC
Messenger RNA from Monopterus albus (swamp eel), 3437 nucleotides. RefSeq names its product MALT paracaspase 2 (gene malt2). Gene Ontology annotation, biological process: proteolysis. Gene Ontology annotation, molecular function: cysteine-type endopeptidase activity. Lineage: Eukaryota; Metazoa; Chordata; Actinopteri; Synbranchiformes; Synbranchidae. The record is from RefSeq and is a predicted model, not a curated record. Bases 305 to 2476 code for a protein of 723 amino acids. The transcript is spliced from 15 exons.